AUGUGGCGAUGCGUUGAAUGGUGUACCUCUCGACCGGCUGCGCGUCCUCCCCGUCACUUUUUCUUUGACUGCUACCUCCGCGGCAUCGACAAUGACUGGGAACAGAAGACGCCCAAGGUGAGGUGGGAUGCACUACAAUUCGGCGACCGCCCUGCCACCCAUGAUAUCGUCCUGGAAGACUUCCCGGUCCCCGGUACCGAAUACAGGGAGCUUUUCGCAUCGAGUAACGGGAGGCUCGGCGACAAACCGCCUCCCGCCGCCGAGACGGUCACAUACAACUCGGAAGAUCGCCAAAGUCGGGUCGAAUUCACGCACACAUUCUCGGAGCCAUCCCGGCUGAUCGGUCUGCCCAAGGCGAUCCUGUACAUGUCAUGCGACACGCGCGACGACUUCACCGUCUUCGUGAUCCUGCGCAAGAAGGACAGAGACGGCAAGGACCUGAUUCACAUGAACUUCCCUGUGGAUGCGACCCCUAUCAAGUCCAUUGCCGAGAUUCCCCAGAAGCAGCAGCACAGCGUGAACCUGCACAUGGGCCAGAUGGGCAUCCUGCGGGCAUCGCAUCGCGAAAUCGAUGCUUCCAAGAACAUCCAUCCGCAGUUCCCCUUCCACCCGCACGGGCGGGAGCAGAAGGUUCCUCGAGGCACUGUGGUGAAGCUGGAGAUUGGCAUCUGGGCCAUGGGAGUCGACUUUGAUGCGGGCGAGAGCAUCAGCUUACAGGUCGGUGGCCAAUACCCCAGCCUUUCAGAGUUUGCGAACUGGUCCGAACCAAGACCUGAGCACGAGCUGAAUCGUGGACAGCACAAGGUACAUUUUGGCGGAGAGUAUCCGAGCUCACUCAUCCUCCCUUACAUCGGGAAACCAUAG
Messenger RNA from Trematosphaeria pertusa, 864 nucleotides. RefSeq names its product peptidase S15/CocE/NonD. The transcript has 2 exons. The record is from RefSeq and is a predicted model, not a curated record. Lineage: Eukaryota; Fungi; Ascomycota; Dothideomycetes; Pleosporales; Trematosphaeriaceae. The coding region runs from base 1 to 864 and encodes 287 amino acids. Gene Ontology annotation, molecular function: dipeptidyl-peptidase activity.